ACUCUUAAAUACCACACAGGAAACUAGUGAUCUUGGCCCCAGAGCCUCUUUCCUCACCUGAUGGUUUAAAAGUUGUGAGAAGCAAUCAGGUGACAACAGAGACCUGGUCAGACCUCUGAAGAAGAUGCUCCUGCUCCUGAUCUUCCUGGUGUCUGUCCUACCACUCAGCACUGAUGGAGGAAAAAUAUUUUGGGGUACAGAGGUCAAGCCCCAUUCCCGGCCCUACAUGGCAUACUUAAAUAUUGAUAGGAACAAUUCACACUAUGUCUGUGGUGGUUUCCUGGUGGAUAAGGACAUCGUAAUGACAGCAGCUCACUGUAAUGGAAGACCUAUAACUGUAACCUUGGGUGCUCAUGAUAUGAGGAACAAGAAAAACACCCAGCACAUUUCUGUUAUUGAAUUCAAACCUCACGAGGCCUAUGAUGACAAAACGUUGGUCAAUGACAUCAUGCUACUAAAGCUCAAACACAAAGCUCAAAUCAAUAGUUUUGUGAAGACCAUUGCUCUGCCAAAGAGUGAGGACUGGGUGAAACCUGGGCAAGUGUGCACGGUGGCAGGCUGGGGAAACCUGGCCAACUGUCAUCUGUCUAACACACUUCAGGAAGCAAAUCUAGAAGUUCAAAAAAAACAGUCGUGCAUGGAAAUGUCAAGAAACUACAAUGACUCCAUCCAACUCUGUGUAGGAAAUCCCGAUAAAAAGAUGGCUGCUGGUGCUGGAGAUUCUGGAGGACCCUUUGUGUGUAACAAUGUGGCUCAGGGCAUUGUCAGUCAUCGCUUUUGUACUGGACAACCUCCUCAGGUAUUCACCAGAAUCUCCAGCUUUAUACCUUGGAUUAAGAAAACAAUGAAACUCCUUCAACAAUCCUAGGAGAAAAU
Molecule: messenger RNA, 876 nt
Organism: Acomys russatus (golden spiny mouse)
Lineage: Eukaryota; Metazoa; Chordata; Mammalia; Rodentia; Muridae
Product: mast cell protease 8-like
Exons: 6
Coding region: 125-868 (247 amino acids)
Biological process (GO): proteolysis
Cellular component (GO): intracellular membrane-bounded organelle; cytoplasm
Molecular function (GO): serine-type endopeptidase activity
Source: RefSeq, a predicted model, not a curated record